CCAAGCUGCUUGCAAGCGCUUGGUCAAAUCAGCUUGAUCGAGCUGACGGAGUGGUCGAUGACGGUACGUUUGGAACAGGGAGCUCCGGAUCCGGAGUUGUGUAUAGACAACUCGAUCCCUGGUUUGGAACACUCGUAAAAUGUGUCACUGCCACUGCCACUUGUCAGAGAAGGAGCGUAGCGCAGCUAGGGUGAUGUGUCAUAAUCAAGACUUGAUGAGUGAGAAACAACGAAUUGUCCAGUCCCCCAACCUACGCAGUCAUUCGACUCGCAGUCAUGGCAAAAUCGUUUCGGAUCAUCGAAUCAUAGCGGUUAAAGAAAACUAAAACGUGCAGCAAGAGAGAGAGAGCAGCUAGCAGGCCGUCAGCGAGUUCUGUGGGAACUUGUAAGUCAUUUGCCCUAACCUCUCAACUCUAGUCUCCGUGUAACACACUGCCACUGGCUGAGAAGGACUUUACCUGGCCAAGAGUAGAUCUGCUAAUGGUACUACACUGUCACUUGACGAUAUGGCUGAAGGCUCAGUGAUGAUGAUGGUGGUCCUGGUCUGCAGCACCCUGCAUGUACUACCCGGGAUGCACCGCGCUAUUGCAGCUGCAUCGCAUGGACCAGGAGAGGCUGAGCCGGUGUGGACCCGGAAGGGAGCAGCAUGGCCGGGCAGCGGUAGCAACUCUCCCAGCGUAACGGUCGGACCGUUUCAGACCGUCUUCAACCAUUCGUCACAAGCAUGCAAUGAAAACGACUUUCCAGACACGUCCGCCAGAGCGUUCCGUGAUCGUGAUGGGAAUAUACAGAUCAUAGCAGUCAACUCACUGUCCAGCCAUCGCCUAAUCAGCACAAUGUUGAAUCCGGAUAACGCCACCAUGGUGCGUGACUGUCACCAGCCACUAAUGACCAGUGGCUUCAACGCAGAUCCAUCUCAGUUCGAUGACCAGCUGUGGAUCCAGGCGGUUUACACAGCAGACGGGAAGACUAUCCAUGCUAUCGUCCACGAUGAGUUUCACGGUGAACGACACAAUGUUUCCGGACUGUGCCCGACUCACAUCAUGGAUGACUGCUGGUAUUGCACUCUCCUUGGCGCUGUCAGCUAUGAUGCAGGCAAGACCUUCCAGCUGCAUCCGCUUGAAGAGCGUAUUGUUGCUGCACUUCCACAGACAUACCCACAGGGAAUGGGUCAUCGGGUAGGCCUGGCCCAGAACACCGGCAUUGUGCGCAAUCCCAACGACGGUAUGUUCUACUUCAUGGCAUUGCGCUCACAGUCACUGUACGGCAACAAGACUAGCAAGGAGGAGACGGCACCAGAUGGAAUGUGCGUGUUUCGCACCAACAACGUGUCAGACCCUACCUCUUGGUAUGCUUGGGAUGGUGCUGGUUACAAUGCUAAGAUGGUCAACCCGUACACUCUGCAAAAGUCCGGGGGUGAUCCGAACCAACACAUCUGCCAUAUCAUACCGCAACGAGACAACUCCCUCCGCUUCUCCUUGUAUUUCAGCACGUUCUAUAAUAAGUUUAUGCUCGUCGGCACAUGCCAUUGUGACCUGUCUAGUCCCUCCACACCACAAUGUGUCCCAGAGGGCAUUGGUAAGCAUGCACACAUGCACUCGCACACGAAUCAUGAAAGGUACAGAGACCCAGCGCAUCCGACGCAGGCUUUCUGCUUCGCCCUUUCUGACAAUCUGAUCACGUGGAGUGAUCCGUUCUACAUCAUGAACGUGACCAGCAUACAGACAUGGAGCACACACCACAGCGAUGGCACCAGUGGCCAGUGGUAUCCAGCUUUAGUGGAUGCAACGCAGCCAGGUUAUAAUCUGGAUCGGGUCGGCGAGUCGGCGUACUUAUUCUUUGUCUACUUUCAUCCCAAAGUCAAGGACUACGGAAAGUCUAGAGAUUUGUGGAGAGCAUCGGUGAAAUUCUCAAAGUGACUGUGCAUAAGGUUAACUAUUAUUUUCACUGUGCUGAAGGUAUCUGCACGUGCGACCUUGUCUUUGAAUCUUUAAAAUCAUGUACAGAACAAUAAUGCGCCCAAAUCAUUACCAUGGCUGCCAUCGAUCCAGGUUCAGGUUCUUUCAA
Molecule: messenger RNA, 2066 nt
Organism: Sycon ciliatum
Lineage: Eukaryota; Metazoa; Porifera; Calcarea; Leucosolenida; Sycettidae
Exons: 4
Coding region: 506-1918 (470 amino acids)
Source: RefSeq, a predicted model, not a curated record